AUGGAUAAAGAAAUGUGUAAAAGGUUCAAGAAUGUAAGGGAAUGGAUUUCCGAUGAAUUGAAAGUUAAAGGAAACAAUGAAAUUAAAGAUGAUACGAUUUUAAAUACUGUUUGUAAUAAUAAUAAUUUUUUAAAUAAUUCUUGUAAUGAUAAUAAUUUUCAAAGUGAUUUGGAUAAAAUAAGUGCUGGAUGUUUAUAUUUGUUGGAUGAAUUCAUUAAGGAUUGUGGUUUGAUUCCCCCUCCUGCGCAAAAUAACAUCAAUAUUGUUGAUUACAUUUUGAUAUGGUUAAGUUAUAUGUUAAACCUGGGCAAAAGUGAAGGAAAAGACAAUGUAAAUGAUUUUUAUAGUACAUACAUAAAUAGUUGUAAUAAGUAUAAUGAUUAUAUAAAUGACUUAUCUGGUUAUGAUAAUUAUAAGGGUCUUAUAGAUACAAAACGUGAUUUUUUGUAUAUGGAUAGUAAUAUUGUAUCUAAAUUUUAUAAAGCAUUUAAAUCAUUAUGUGAAAUGUAUAAUGAACUUGAUGAUGAAAAUAACGAUUGCAAGAAAUAUUUGGAAGACAAUAAUGAAUUUUUUAAUAAAUAUGAAGAACUUAAGAAUGAUCCUCAUAUUACUGAUAGCAAUCCAUAUAAAGAAAUAUUGUCUAUACUAUCAAAUGAUUAUGAUAAUUUUAAAAAAGAAUGUACAGCUGCUCAAGAAAGAAAACUUAAAGCCGAUAAAGAGACAAUUACACCACAAUAUACUAUAGGAGGUACUGGAGAAGCUGGAGUAACUGAAGAAACUGAAGUAACUGAAGAAACUGGAGUAACUGAAGAAACUGGAGUAACUGGAAUAACUGGAGUUACUGGACAAAUUUUUGAAGAUACAUCAUCAAGUUCGUCGAUAGCAAGCAAAUUAAUUCCAGUUUUAUUGAUAUUUGGUGCAAUACCAAUUUUCUUGGGAAUUGCUUAUAAGUAUUCGUUAUUUGGAUUUCGGAAACGAUUUAAAAAACAACAAAUAAGAGAAAAAAUAAAAAAUAUAAAGAAGAGGAUGAAUCAUUAA
Messenger RNA from Plasmodium yoelii, 1038 nucleotides. RefSeq names its product PIR protein. Lineage: Eukaryota; Apicomplexa; Aconoidasida; Haemosporida; Plasmodiidae. The record is from RefSeq and is a predicted model, not a curated record. The transcript has 3 exons. The coding region runs from base 1 to 1038 and encodes 345 amino acids.